CGGCAACUGCUGUUGCCCACUGCAAGAGAGGAAAUGGCCUCAUUAAAGUGAAUGGAAGACCUCUGGAAAUGAUUGAGCCCAGAACUCUGCAGUAUAAACUGCUUGAACCUGUCCUCCUCCUGGGGAAGGAACGGUUUGCUGGUGUUGACAUCAGAGUCCGUGUAAAGGGUGGUGGCCAUGUAGCACAAAUCUAUGCUAUCCGUCAAGCUAUUUCCAAAGCAUUGGUGGCUUACUAUCAAAAAUAUGUUGAUGAAGCUUCCAAGAAAGAGAUCAAGGAUAUUCUCAUCCAGUAUGAUAGGACUCUGCUGGUUGCAGAUCCUCGCCGUUGUGAAUCCAAGAAAUUUGGAGGACCUGGUGCUCGUGCGCGCUACCAGAAGUCUUACCGUUAAAAUUGUUCUACAGUCAUGCGACAGUCAAUAAACAUAAAAAGAAUUUGAUAAA
Fulmarus glacialis (Northern fulmar) is the source of this 441-nucleotide messenger RNA. RefSeq names its product ribosomal protein S16 (gene RPS16). Gene Ontology annotation, molecular function: structural constituent of ribosome; RNA binding. The coding region runs from base 69 to 389 and encodes 106 amino acids. Gene Ontology annotation, cellular component: cytosolic small ribosomal subunit; ribosome. Gene Ontology annotation, biological process: translation; maturation of SSU-rRNA from tricistronic rRNA transcript (SSU-rRNA, 5.8S rRNA, LSU-rRNA). The transcript is spliced from 4 exons. The record is from RefSeq and is a predicted model, not a curated record. NCBI's taxonomy places the organism in Eukaryota, Metazoa, Chordata, Aves, Procellariiformes, Procellariidae.